Paramormyrops kingsleyae is the source of this 3459-nucleotide messenger RNA. Its product is annotated as microfibril-associated glycoprotein 3. Lineage: Eukaryota; Metazoa; Chordata; Actinopteri; Osteoglossiformes; Mormyridae. The record is from RefSeq and is a predicted model, not a curated record.
UGUUUAUCUUAAGGGUAAGCCACGCCCUCAGAAAUCAGGAAGUAGAUAGGCGAAGAUUGAGAAAUGCUGUAGCAGGUGGACAAGAGCACAAUUAUGCUACAUGACGCCUAAUCAAGGUGCAAAGUGUAAUUGUCGAAAGCCAUCAUGUUGCUAAAACGCAGACGCAGCGUUUGGCGUCGAAUAGUCCUCGCAUUCUUCGCGAGCCUGCUGGUCGAUGUUAGUCCGGGAACUGCUCUGGAAAUCUUCGGCCACAACAGGACUCACAUUCCCAUGCACCGGCUCGCGGAAUUGCCCGCUUCCCAGGAACUGGUGGUGAAGGAGGGCUCCAGCACGUCAAUUGAAUGCAACGUGAAUGGCACGAGGGAUGACAUUUUGUGGUACAACUCCAAGGGACACGUACUUGAUCAGGAAGAGGGUGGAGGAAAAUGGCUGAUAUCGGACAGAGGAAUCUUGAACAUCACAGCUGUCACCUUUGAAGACAGAGGGAGGUAUACAUGUAUAGCGUUCAGCUCGGCUGAAAGCUCGAACUACACUGUGACCCUGCGGGUGGCUUACAUCCACAGUGGGCUUGGUCUGUACUACGUCCUGGUGUGCCUGGUGUCCUUCACUAUCACCAUGAUCCUCAACAUCACGCGCCUCUGCAUGGUGAGCAGCCACCUGCGCAAGACCGAGAAGGCCAUCAACGAGUUCUUCCGCACGGAGGGCGCCGAGAAGCUGCAGAAGGCCUUCGAGAUCGCCAAGCGCAUCCCCAUCAUCACCUCGGCCAAGACUCUGGAGUUGGCCAAGGUGACGCAGUUCAAGACUCUGGAGUUGGCUCGUCACAUCGAGGAGUUGGCUCGCAGUGUGCCUCUUCCACCGCUCAUCCUGAACUGCCGGACCUUCGUGGGUGAGAUGUUUGAAGUGGUCCAGCCAGGUGGCUUUGACCCGGCCUGUGCUGACCUGAGGUGUCGACAGGCCAUUGAGGAGAACCCGAGUAGGAGGGACGCAGAGGUGGGGUGCGAGGAGAGUGCCGAAAACCCCAAAGGCACUAACCCGGGUCCUCCUGAGAAAAGCCUGGAAGAAGUUGCCAUCUGCGUUUCCAUUUUGGGGACCAAAGGCACCAAGUGUGUCAUUUAUGAAAGUCAUAUAUAAACCAGCAGGUCUGCAUGACCUCGGGAAAGAUCUCUGGUAAUCAAACUUCGUAGUACAGGAACAGGGGCCAUCUAAUUAUUCUGUACAUAUUGUCUUUGUUUAUAGAUUUUGUCGAUCAUAUUAAUGAAUGGUAUUUCCUAAACGUGGUGAAUGAAGAGGAAAUUACAAGACACAGUAUCUUGGAAGGUUUUAUUGAAGAAUUCUUUAAAAGUUCUCAUGUUGUAUUUCAGUAAAUGUUUUGGAGGUGAGGUCUUCUUAGCUUGAACUUAGUCAUCAAGUUUCCCUUCUCUGGUGCUAGAUUUCUUUCUAUGAAUGGUGUACUAUAUUGGGUGAUUUAUAAGUGGGUAAUAUUACGGUGACCUUCAUGGAUCACAUUGAAGGAUCAGUGGUUAUAGUAAGUAACAGCUGACUAUGACCCUUUAAAAUUAAGUUGCCCCUAUUGGUGAACCCUAAAUAGGUUGUGCUGGACGUAGGUUGCCCCCAUAAUGUGUGAAUAUGGCUGAUUGUCUGUAGCAGUCAGUAGUCCUUAGUUUCCCCAAAUUCGGUCUUUUCAAUAAGAAACUUUUGUGAUGUCACGUCAAAGCCAUUAUGACAUCACUGUCAGCUCGGCCAGACUUAUGUGACACAAGCGGAGAGACCAGGGCUUUUCAUGUAUUCUUUACUCACUAACUUUCCCCUUGCCCAAAUGAUUUGCUGUUAAUAUUCCCUGAAAUGAAACAGACUGGGGCAGUAACUUAAGGGCCCCAACAGAUGGAGCCCUUGGCAAAUAAAAGCUAUGAAUAGCUUAGCGGUUGAGCUCUGUGAUUUGCACAUAUAUAGAAUAUUAUAGAAUGUUUUCUAUAGUACUACGCUUCAUUUUUUCAUUUUCAUUUGCUUUAAAGUGUCUUUCCCAAAGUAUGUCAUUGUGAUGCCCAAAGUAAAUGCGAUGUCACAUUUUUCAGGGAUCAGAGAAUGUCUCCCGUCAAGUUUCUGCUCACACGUUCAAAUCUCUUUAUCUUCCUCAAACCUCCCAUAAGAGUCUGUAAUAAAGCUUAAGGGCAUAAUCUACGUAGGAAUUGAACACAGAGUAGAGGUGCCCUACAUUCAGAGCUACUUCAUUUAUACGUGCCCAAUAUCAGUGUUGUCAGCCAAUCACAGACUGUGAAAUGUGCUGAUUUCUCUUCGGAAAUAGCAUCGGUGUCGAGUUCCAGCCACCACCAGAGUUCAUUGAGUUUACGUGGUGCUGGAAGGUGGAAUUUGGGUUUGGCCUCAUCAGCCCUCUCCAGUAAUGUACAGAGGGUGUUACAGCCGUAUUUAUCAUAGCAAUACCACCGGUAGGAGCAGGAAUGUGUGUGAAUGGGAAUGCAAUACCAAUACUAUGAUCUUAAAAGACUGUUGGGUUGUUAUUGCAUCAAGUUAUUUGGAAAUAAAUCGUUGCCAUGGGAUACUUUACAAAAUGUCAUUGCAGGAAAUGGAGAUUAAUUAACCAUUCUGGCCGUUGUAAUUUAUGCACUCUCCCUUGCCUUUAAAUGCCCGUUGGGUUCAGCAUAGGACGCUGCUGUUCUGUAGAAAGUAACCAAAACCUCACGAGAGAUGAAUACUAUGAUGGGAUUAACUUUCGUCCAGAAGAGUUUUGUCCAGUCACGAAUUCACAUUUGUCCGUUUGUGGUACUUUCCUCCUACACGGCAUGGAACUGCAUUUCCAAACAUAGACCAAGUACAACUGUAACAAUGUUUCAGUUAAUUGUCCUCAGUGUUACUAUAGGAACUGCAGAAAGAAACAAUGGCAUGAUCAUAACAAUAUAUUACACAAACAAAUAGUUCACCAACAGCCACACCCUGCUUUGUAAUACUGUAAUUAUGUGUGAGAACUUUAUUUUUUUCUGCCCAGUAAUGUUCCAUGGUGCCAUGAGCUGAAGGACAAAUACCUAAUUUCUCAUUCUUAAUUUUAAUAAUUUGAUGUUUUUAAUGUCUAAGGUGAAUGGACUUUUCUAUAUAUUACUCGUAAUGAAAUGUAUAUAUUUGUAUUUGGAUUCUGUGAAAAUUCGAUUUCUGCAUGAGCACCGUGACUCAAAACUGAUAUGUUUCUGGUUUUUGGACUCCUGGUCUGAUGUGUUGGGCUGGAGCUCCACUGCAGGCUUUGCAUCCGUUCCAUUAUUAUUUGACUAAUAACGUGUCAUUUUAAGAUAAGAUGGAAAUAGUUUUUUUUUCCUUCCAACAAACAGAGCGAUGCAUAUUUUUUUGCUUGGUGCUAACAAUUUUAGAAAUCGUCAUUUCAGUUGAUGGUGAUGAUUCGUUUACAAAAGAGUCCUUGAUGUCCAUUUUCUAUACAUAAAAAUAUAUUUGUUA